CUAUUUUUUUUUACUUUUCUAAUGCAAUAUAAUAGAAAAAUAUGUUUAAAUAAGUCAACAAUAAGAAUAGAAAAAUGACAACUUAUUGGAAGUCGCAGGAUCGCAAAUAUUGCGAAUUUUGCAAGUGCUGGUUUGCAGAUAACAAAGUGUCAAUAUCCUUUCAUGAGAAUGGUAAGAAGCACAAAGAAAAUGUUAAAAAACAUAUUUCACAAGUCACGAAGAAAAGUGCAAAGGACUUUAAACAGAAAGAAAAAAUUGAUAAUGAUAUAAAGAAGAUGGAAGCGGCAGCCAUGGCUGCAUAUUUAAAGGAUGUACAGAACAAUGCUGAUCUAACAUCUCAGAGUAUCAAUGAGAUGUUAGCAGAGAGUGGCAGUACUAGCAAAGAUAUAACUGUGUCUAGAAAAAGUAAUGAGGAGAAAGCAGAAGAAAUCAUCAUCUGGAAUGAACUAAAAAGUGAAGAUGGAAACUCAUACUAUUGGAACACCUUAACAAAUGAAACCUCUUGGGAGGUUCCUGAAAAGUACCUGAGCAUAGCACAGCAGCAGGAAAAAAAGCAAUUAAAAAAGGAGGAAGAAAAGAAAAAGAAAUCUUUGAAGAAACAAAAGGAUAUAGAAGCCAUGGAGGAAGCAAAUGCCCACAUAGCUAGAGAGAAAAUGAGGGAGCUUGCUGUGAAAAAGGAGGAACCCGCACCUAAACCAGCUUUCUUUGGUCCAGCAACAUGCAGCAACCCAUAUGGUUCAUGGAAACCUGUUGUCAAUGAAACAGCAGAGAAAAUCGACUUACAACUGCCCAAGCCAGACAAAGCGCCUCUGCCUCCACCCGUCGUUAUGGAACCAGAGAGAAUAGAGUUUAAGGAGAAACGCGUCGACUCGCUAGGCGAGGGACCCGUCGAGUUCAAGAAACGGAAAUUCAAUCAGAUCCUCCUGGUCGUCGCUGCUCUCCUGGUGGUUUCCCCGGCUGUGGGCAAACCGCAGGUGCUAGUGGACACCUACGGCUACUACUCGGCGCCCGCCUACGUCGCCACCUACGGCACACCCCUGGCCUACACCUACCCCUACGCGUACGCCUACGCGUACCCUUGGGGUUAUUAUUAGGGUCUUACGAAACGUUUUAUUAAACUAGUUUUUAAUAAUAGGGAAAACGUGUAACCUUCUCGUGUUAGUAGGUGUAUGGGACAAAAUGUUAAGGUGUUGUCACUUGUACUUACGUGUGAUUAGCUAUGAUAAAUUAUAAUAAAUAUUCGAAAUAAA
This is a messenger RNA of Aricia agestis (brown argus), 1250 nucleotides long. Its product is annotated as WW domain-binding protein 4. The transcript has 8 exons. Gene Ontology annotation, cellular component: precatalytic spliceosome; nucleus. Gene Ontology annotation, molecular function: protein binding; zinc ion binding; RNA binding. NCBI's taxonomy places the organism in Eukaryota, Metazoa, Arthropoda, Insecta, Lepidoptera, Lycaenidae. The record is from RefSeq and is a predicted model, not a curated record. Bases 75 to 1094 code for a protein of 339 amino acids. Gene Ontology annotation, biological process: mRNA splicing, via spliceosome.